GCUAACCCAGGCACAUAGGACUGGCAAGUGCUCUGGCCAAUAACAUUGAUUCCUAAACCUGAAGGGGAGGUACAACCCCAGCACAUAGGGAAAUGUACUUUCUCAGACAUAAGUUUGAUUUGAGCCUCAGUGAUUUACCAUCAUGCCAGAUUUUACCUUUUCUGUUUUAAACUCCUUAAAGUCCUUGCUCCUGGUAUUAGGAUUACAGCAGUGCUAAAUUGGGGGGCUGGUUUCUCGCCUUCAGCUGCCUCUCAGUAAAGCCACAUGACCAGAAGGAAUUUUUAGUGACUCUUUCCCUGCUGCUCUGAACAGAGGCGGAAGUGAAGGGCAUCUGAAAGCGUGAGAAGGGGUGUCUGGACAAGGUGCUGAGGAUGGCAGACCGCUCUGAUCUCUGGAUUGGCAGCGCUUAUCUAUUCCUCCAGUCGACCUCUGAGAAGAUUGUCCUGCCCUCUCUUUAUGAAAACUCCCACCAGAAGUCUAGCGUGUUCAAGGCCCUCAAGUUGGCUUUAGCAGAUUCCACCGGCAGCCUGCAUGGCGUCGACAUGCUCAAGGUGCACUGCAGUGAGCCACACCUGAUUAUCCAGCUUAAAUUCUGCAUGCGAGAGAACUGCCGCAAAUUCCUUCGGAGCUACCGGGCCGGGUUGUUUCGGGAGUCUCUACAGAAACACCUCCAAGUCACCCUGUCAAUGACAGCCGUACCUGUUCAAGUGGAGCUGAAGGCUGGCAGUGAGCAGCUGGACCACAUGCUGAAUGAGGAGGAGCGCUGUUUGGAAUGUAUCUACAAAGAAAAGCCCGACCGCCUGAGGGACGAGGAAAUUGCAGAGCUGGAGGAAUCUUUCAGGAGCCUGACUUGUCGACAGGAGAGCAACAACUCGACCCCUUCAAACAACUGCAACUCUUUGAACUCCUCCUCUCUGCCUUAUUGUUCUGGGGGGAGCUCUCUGCCCCCUGGAGCCACCUUCAUCUUUCAGGAACAACAAUUUGCCAACAGAACACUCACGCCAGAUGACCAUCAAAAAUUUGCCACGCUCGUGUCGAAGAAAUGGAAGCAGGUGGGUAGGUCUUUGCAGAAGAACUGCCGUGCCCUUCGGGAUCCUGUCAUUGACAACUUGGCCCAUGAAUAUGACCGAGAGGGAUUGUACGAGCAAGCGUACCAGCUCCUUCUCAAGUUUAUCCAGUCAGAGGGCAAGAGAGCCACGUUACAGAGGCUGAUUGUAGCCCUGGAGGAAAACAGUCUCAUAACCUUAGCAGAGGAACUCCUGGGCCUCCACCCUAGUGAAAACGACAUGUCAUAGACCAGGGAUGGAGAAGCCAGAGGAACUUGAAUCUUGCCCGUUUCAGACAGUUUCCAAGACUCUUGCCAGCGUUCCAGGAAUGCAAAGCUCAGUUAACCACCAUGGUAUCCUACUAGCGGAGAAUGCCCAAGGAAAAGCCACUGUGCAUUUACAAAGUCAGCCUGGGUACUGCAUUACCACAGGACUGACAUACUUCAUUGCUCAUCGUUGCCAGGAGACAGUGCUGUUUACGAGCUGGGGAGAAUGGCUUCCAGUCACUACCCCCUGGGGUGACAUGUUGCAAUGCACCUAACAAUGCUACAGCCCAGGCCUACGGAUUAUGCCAACAUGGUGAAUGUUAAAGAGCAGCUGUGGUUUCAGGAAAGUCCUUUGGGAAACAUUCUACAGGUGUUUAGAAAUAAUUCUGUUCAUUGAAUAUAUAGUACACACUUGGAGGGGUAUUCCCGCCCCCUUCAUUCUUCACAAAUAAGGACAUUUCAUGUAAACAGUAACUCCUCCACUAAAAAGCUUGUCUGCUCUUUUUUUUCUCUCCCCACCUGAAGGCAUCCUCGUUACUCUAAGAAAGUUUCAAUUCUCCAUGCAGCAAACAGCUGCAAUGGAACAAACUGCAGGUGGUAAAUAAGCAGGAAGAGCAGGUGAACUCUUCUUAAAGGUCAAAACCAACGUCAAAACCAACUCAAGCCCCUACCCACGUGCUGAGUGAUGCCUCUAAGCAGGCCGCAAGGUCCAUUCAUCACAUCACUGGCUCUCUUUAAAAACUGUCCUUGGCUUGGCCAGAGAUGCCCCAGAAUGCAGCACUCUGGGACAUCACAUACCAGGAGAGUCAGGACCUGCACAACAUCUUUCUUUGGCAUGCUGAGAUUCUGAGACAGCCAGGAACCAGCUCUGCCUGGGGUGCCAGGUUCACAUAUUCUGGAUUUCAAGUGUAAAGUUUGGGAAAGUACAAAAAAAAGAGGUAGGGUCAACUUCUGCUCUCUGUUAGAUCAUGACAACCCCACUGGCUUCAGUAGGUGUGCCCAGGCUGUAACAAGAGCAGAAUUUGUGCCUGAGCCCAUAAGGAAAUACACAGCAACAUAUAAGAGAGCAUAAGCAAUCACGUAUCAUGUAAAACGUGAUCAUCCAGCUUGCUUUCCUGCGGCAUGUUUCUUGUGGCAUCCUGGCUGGUUUUUACCUAUCUUUAGGCCUUUCAUUGACUCCAUUUAGCCUCCCCCUCUGUAAAUGAUCAUGGAAUAGCAGAUAGUCCAUGGGGGUCAUUUCAGAUUUGAGGGGAGGAUGGAUCUGCCAGUGUGUGUACUCAUGUAAAGUUGCUCACUCUACCUCUCAAGGGCAGUGGUUCGCCAAUGGGCAAGAGCAGAUGUCCUUUUAAACCCAAAUCAUGUUUUAUCCUAUUCCUAUAAGCAGUUCUAUAACGUUUGGCUGAGACAAAGAAAUUCCCUGAUAAGGAAGAGCUCAGCCCUGGGAUCCAGAUGUAGGUUCAAAUCAGAGUUCACAGGAAUACCACUCCCUGCCCGUUAAAAUGAUACUAUGUUUGUCCCAGAGGUAUCAGAGUGCCUAGAACAAACUGAGCCUGACCAUUCAAUUGGAACCUGAGACAGUUUGCCUUUGGAUCUGAUUCCAAAUCCCCAAGGUUGUGUGUGUUCACGUGCAGGGUUUGUUAACCCAAAGAGGAUAUGUGACAUAUAAAAUUUGAAUAUGGGAUUUUAGGGUAUGAUGCUGCUCCCAUUAUUUUGCGAUUGGCUUCAAAGGGAGCAGGAUUGGAACCUCAUUUUGGGCCCGUCUCCACUAAGACAGUCAACAUUCCUGCUGGUCCC
This is a messenger RNA of Dermochelys coriacea (leatherback sea turtle), 3106 nucleotides long. RefSeq names its product TNFRSF1A associated via death domain (gene TRADD). Gene Ontology annotation, biological process: extrinsic apoptotic signaling pathway; positive regulation of canonical NF-kappaB signal transduction. The transcript is spliced from 5 exons. The record is from RefSeq and is a predicted model, not a curated record. NCBI's taxonomy places the organism in Eukaryota, Metazoa, Chordata, Testudines, Dermochelyidae. Gene Ontology annotation, molecular function: transmembrane receptor protein tyrosine kinase adaptor activity. Gene Ontology annotation, cellular component: tumor necrosis factor receptor superfamily complex. Bases 372 to 1295 code for a protein of 307 amino acids.